CUUCUUAUGGCUCUUGAAAGUAUUUCUGUCAAGAGUUUUUGAUGGUGGCGAUAGGGGUUUGAUGGAUCUAUAUAAAGCUGUUCUCUCAUAGUAAACAAUUUGCUUGUAAACUGCAUACACACUGGCACAGAUGCAAUCAGACACCUGAACUCGCAGUACAGAAAACUUCAGCGAUCAGUUCAUACAACUCAGAAAGGUCAGAACUUUUGUAAUCAAUAUGACCCACAAACAGAGUGUUAUGCCAUUGCUGGUUUUGGCAAUAAUGACGUGUUUGAUGGAAACAGAAGGUGCCGGAACACAUCACCUCUGUGGUUCUCAUUUAGUGGAAGCAUUGUUCUUUGUUUGUGGAGACAGAGGAUUCUUCUCCACACAUGGAAGAGGAAAAAGAGACAAGACAACAGAGUAUUUCACACGACCCUCUGUGCCUUAUAGCAGUGCUGUGAAAACAUUGCUGGAGCCUGAGCGGAGUUUAGACGUUGACGGCAGAGAGAAGCGCGGUAUCGUCGAACAGUGCUGCCAUUAUCUAUGCACCUACUACGACCUGGAGAAUUACUGUAACAAGUAGCCUGUGGCAAAGAUACUGAUCAGAUCCAGACAGACAAACUAGCUUCAACCUUGUCAAUAAACUAUAUAACAAUGGCCUUUCUACUGCCUUCCUUAUUUUUUCAUGUCAUAGUUAUAUCAUUUUUCAGUCUAGGUGGUCACAUGCUUUUGACUAAAAGCCUGGUGUUUCGAUUUACAAUACAGAUGGGCACAGCAAUUAUCAGUUUAUUGUGGAAGGCCAGAGUCAUAAUUUAUAUUUAAACAAAUAUACAUUAAGCAUAUCCAAAUUUUAUCAUCAUUUUUUUUGGGGGGGGGUUUCA
Protopterus annectens (West African lungfish) is the source of this 863-nucleotide messenger RNA. RefSeq names its product insulin-like. Bases 218 to 565 code for a protein of 115 amino acids. Gene Ontology annotation, molecular function: hormone activity. Lineage: Eukaryota; Metazoa; Chordata; Ceratodontiformes; Protopteridae. The transcript is spliced from 3 exons. The record is from RefSeq and is a predicted model, not a curated record. Gene Ontology annotation, cellular component: extracellular region.